AGCGCAGUCCUCCAGCUUCCCGGCAUUCCCUCUUGCCGGCUGAAGAUGGCGGUGAUGUUGCCGAUGAUGGGGCGAAUUGAGAGGUUGGGGCCUGAGCCCACUCGGUGCUGCUCCAAUCUUCACCCCGACUGGAUGAGGAGGGAAGUCAGUACAGGGACUACUAUUAUGGCCGUAGAAUUUGAUGGUGGUGUUGUCAUUGGUGCAGAUUCAAGGACCACAACAGGAUCAUACAUUGCAAACAGGGUCACAGAUAAACUGACUCCUAUUCACGAUCUGAUCUUCUGCUGCCGCUCAGGAUCGGCAGCUGACACCCAGGCAAUUGCAGAUGCAGUGACUUAUCAGCUCGGCUUCCACAGCAUUGAACUUGAUGAACUUCCGCUGGUGCAGACUGCUGCCAAUUUGUUCAAAGACAUGUGUUAUAAAUACCGGGAGGAGCUGAUGGCUGGGAUCAUCGUCGCUGGGUGGGACAGAAGAAAUGGUGGACAGGACCAGAGGAGCCAACGCACUCGAUCACCACCAUCAAGAACGCUUACCGUGCCAUCGCAAGCCCACACUUUGGUAUACACAGUCCCAAUGGGUGGGAUGAUGGUGCAGCAGCCAUUCUCAAUUGGUGGCUCUGGAAGUACCUAUAUAUAUGGUUAUGUUGACUCCACCUACAAACCCGGAAUGACAAAAGAGGAGUGCUUGGACUUCACAGCAAAUGCUAUUGCACUUGCGAUGGAUCGUGAUGGUUCAAGUGGUGGGGUGAUUCGUCUCGCAGCCAUCACUCAGAAAGGAGUUGAACGCAAGGUUGUCUCGGGAAGCCAACUACCUUGCUUUGCUUCAGCUUGAAGAUGGAGCAAUUCAGCUCUGUCAUUUUGCAUUGCACCCGAAUAGUCCUGCUGCUGAAAAAUGUAAUUUCAAGACUCUGACUUGGCAAUGCACAGUGUUAGUCAAUGUUUCAGACCGCGACUUGUAAAAUGUCACAAAUAAAAUUGCGGAAAUGAGAA
Pristis pectinata (smalltooth sawfish) is the source of this 989-nucleotide messenger RNA. RefSeq names its product proteasome 20S subunit beta 6 (gene psmb6). Gene Ontology annotation, molecular function: threonine-type endopeptidase activity. Gene Ontology annotation, cellular component: proteasome core complex. The transcript has 7 exons. The record is from RefSeq and is a predicted model, not a curated record. The coding region runs from base 46 to 831 and encodes 261 amino acids. NCBI's taxonomy places the organism in Eukaryota, Metazoa, Chordata, Chondrichthyes, Rhinopristiformes, Pristidae.